UGUAAAAUAACAACCAAAUAUCGAACUCAACUCGUCUCAGUGAUUGUUGAAAUGAAUUAAUGAGUUUUAUCCAUCUUAAUUGAUGUAAUGCUUAACGCUCAGUUAAUUCUAUGUAUAUUUCUUCAGCAACCAUGUAUCGCCAGUGCAAAGGGGAACAGAAGUCAGCUGUAACUAAGACAAAUGGUGAUAUAUUUUGGAUCAUAGAUUGGAAAAUAAACUGCAGUAUCUAUAGAUUCAAAUAGCAUUUUAAAUUACCUGUCUUUUCUGUUAGACGUUCUUAAAUGCCAUUACUUGGCCAGGUGUACCACAAAGUCAUUCUGAACAUGCAGCACUUAUAAAAGUGCAGCUAAUGACAUGGAGUGUUGGAUAGGCCAUUAUUAGACAGCUCUAAGAAAUUGGAUGAUCUUAGGAGUGUUUAAAGAUUCUCUCUUUUUGCUUUUUCUCAUUAAAACUUUUCUAACAUGGACUUUUUUUGACCAUGUUUGUACCAAAUUAUAUAUUUGUUGAAAUGUGAUUGAUUCCAGUCCAGUUAGAGUGAUUAGAAAAACUUUUAGAUUCUUCCCCAAUAGUGUUAUAAACCUCAUCUGGACUUCAGCCCCAUGUGCAAUGUUGAAGUGAUUGAAUUCAUGCAAUGAUAUGUGGGUUUAUCACACAUAGAUAAGUGCAGGGGUGGUGUCUGUUUUGUGAUGUGAACCAGAGACCAAAGUCCAGGUGCAAGUGGGCAGGGGAGAACGAUAUUUACUGGACUCCCAAUCUGAACUCUGCAAUCAUGUUUGCACUCAGGUGGAAGAAGAUUUGGGAAUAACAUUUCUUCGCUGUAUUUCUUAAUUAUAAGGAAGCAUUCUUAUUUUUAGACAGUUCAAGUAGAGUUUCAUUUGAGAAUCCUGAAAGAAGUUUCUAAAUCUUCUAACUGGCUAAAACAACAAGCUUAGCCUAUUUGUCAAAGAGUGAAGGAUGAAGUGGAGAUGCUGGCUGCUGGCAGUGGCUACAGUGCUGCUCCUCUGUGCAGCUAGAGCUGACAUGGAAAACCUCCAAGCUGAGAAUCUUAAUCUUCUUCCCAUAGAUGAACACCACAAGGUCUUGAACCGUGGGAUGAAAGUGUUGCCCAGAGACUGCUAUGAAAUGCUCAUGGCAUCUUCAGGAACAGCCAGAGAUGGGGUGUACCUGAUCAAACCACAUGACUCCCCAGUUGUGGCCUAUUGUGCCAUGCAGGACGGAGGCUGGACCGUGGUUCAGCAUAUCACUGUCAACAGCAGUGUGGAUUUUGAUCGCACCUGGGAUGAGUACAAGAAUGGCUUUGGAGAUGUCACAGGAGAUCACUGGCUUGGGAACGAGUACAUCUAUGAGCUCACUCGAGGCCCUGCCCGCUAUAAACUGGGAGUGAAACUCGUAGACAGAGAUGCUGUCACCAAGACUGGAGAGUAUGACCCCUUUCAAGUCGAGGAUGAAUCAACAGGCUACAGGUUGAGGCUGGGGUUAUUCCAGGGUACAGCUGUGGAUGCUCUGACCCUAGACACAGAAAAUUACCUUCACGACAACCAGAAGUUUACGACUAAAGACAGAGACAAUGAUAAUUAUUUCCAAAACUGUGCCAAGCUGGAGUUUCAAGGUGUGCCAGGAGGGGGUUGGUGGUAUGAUGCUUGUGCUGGUGCAAAUUUGAAUCGCAGGAAUGUUAUUUACUGGCAAAAGGACUGCAACAAGGAGAAACUGUGCAAGUAUGCAUGGAUGAUGGUGAGACCUUCAGAAACAGUUAAAGUGAUUCACAGUGGACACUGCAAGAAUGAUGAGCUCUAAAGACAUUCUCAGAAUUUGCAUCAAAUUUGAGUCUAUAAGUAACAACACAGAUAGUGACAAAUGUGCCUUUGUUGAUAAUAGGCACUGACAUGAAUAUUUAUUUCCUCACAUUUUAUUAAGAAAUACCUUUAACAACAACAAAAUACUGUAAGGAACCAGAAUAUUUUUCACAAACUUGAAGCACAAUAAAAAAAACUAACAAAAAAAAACCUUCUGUACAGUGUAAGCAUAACAUUUUUCUCCAGUUCACAUCCAUAUGUAUUGUCAGAGCAAAGGAUAACAGUAAUUUCCAAAAUUGUAGAAAAUUAAUUGUUUAAGAUAAUAGCUUAUACUUUAAGAAAAUAAACUCAGUAAAAAAAAAUCCUCACAGUAUGUUACAGGUUGGCCA
Molecule: messenger RNA, 2182 nt
Organism: Xiphophorus hellerii (green swordtail)
Lineage: Eukaryota; Metazoa; Chordata; Actinopteri; Cyprinodontiformes; Poeciliidae
Product: fibrinogen-like protein 1-like protein
Exons: 2
Coding region: 955-1794 (279 amino acids)
Source: RefSeq, a predicted model, not a curated record